AUUUAUAGCAGAUCUGAGGCGUGCACGGUGUUUGACGUUUUCUUCUUUUUAAGUAGGGGGACUUCAAAAAGUCGUGGGUACCCCCCAGGCAAAGUGCAGUGGGCAGGCACCAGGGCGCGGGCGGGAGGCGAACGCUCAACCACGCGUGUCCGGGCGCAGGUGCCGGGGGCGGUGGCGGCCACUCCGCAGCGCCGGCUCCGGAGGAGAGUUCGCGGCUGAUCUCGGGAUGCCUUGCAGAUGCAAAAUGUGUCUCUGGCCAGCAGGAGGAAGGAAGAGGAAGUGAGAGCAGCGGCAGCCGGCGGCGCAGCAGCCGGCCGACCCGGAGUGUAAGUGCGUGUGUUCGGGCGAGCGAGAGCGGGCGAAGAUGGGCACGGGAUAGAGGCAGAGCCACCCACACCGCCGCGGCCCCGAGCUAGGCGACAGAAUCUCUGGCCCCCUUUCAAAGGUCGCUGGUCGUCAGAGCCCUGAUCGCUGGGAACCCUCGCCGCCGCCGCCGCCGUCCUGCGACCCCGGGCAGGUAUAGACACGUGUGGCCAUCUACACCAUAGGAUCCCGGUUCCACUGACUUUGGACAUUCUCGGGGUUUACAAUGCCGCCACCUGCGGACACUGUCAAGGUGGCCAUAGAAUGGCCGGGCGCCUACCCCAAACUCAUGGAAAUCGAUCAGAAAAAACCGCUGAGUGCAAUAAUAAAGGAAGUCUGUGAUGGGUGGUCGCUUACCAACCAUGAAUACUUUGCACUGCAGCAUGCCGAUAGUUCAAACUUCUAUAUCACGGAAAAGAAUCGCAAUGAAAUAAAAAAUGGCACUAUCCUUCGAUUAACCACAUCUCCAGCUCAAAACGCCCAGCAGCUCCAUGAACGGAUCCAGUCGGCGAGUAUGGACGCCAAGCUGGAAGCCCUGAAGGACUUGGCCAGCCUCUCCCGGGAUGUCACGUUUGCCCAGGAGUUUAUAAACCUGGAUGGCAUCUGUCUCCUCACGCAGAUGGUCGAAAGCGGCACUGAACGAUACCAGAAAUUGCAGAAGAUCAUGAAGCCUUGCUUUGGAGACAUGCUGUCCUUCACCCUGACAGCCUUUGUUGAGCUGAUGGACCACGGAAUAGUGUCCUGGGAUACGUUUUCGGUGGCAUUUAUUAAGAAGAUAGCAAGUUUUGUGAACAAGUCAGCCAUGGACAUCUCAAUCCUGCAGCGAUCCUUGGCCAUUUUGGAGUCGAUGGUGCUCAAUAGCCACGACCUGUACCAGAAGGUGGCACAGGAGAUCACUAUUGGCCAACUGAUUCCACAUCUUCAAGGGACAGAUCAAGAAAUCCAAACCUAUACCAUUGCAGUGAUUAAUGCACUUUUCCUGAAGGCUCCUGAUGAGAGGAGGCAGGAGAUGGCGAAUAUUUUGGCUCAGAAGCAACUGCGUUCCAUCAUUUUAACACAUGUCAUCCGAGCUCAGCGGGCCAUCAACAAUGAAAUGGCGCACCAGCUGUAUGUGCUGCAAGUACUUACCUUUAACCUCUUGGAAGACAGGAUGAUGACCAAGAUGGACCCCCAGGACCAGGCUCAGAGGGACAUCAUAUUUGAACUUCGAAGAAUUGCUUUUGAUGCAGAGUCUGAACCUAAUAACAGCAGUGGCAGCAUGGAGAAACGCAAAUCCAUGUACACACGGGAUUAUAAAAAACUUGGCUUCAUUAAUCAUGUCAACCCUGCCAUGGACUUUACCCAGACCCCUCCCGGGAUGUUAGCCCUGGACAACAUGCUGUACUUUGCCAAGCACCACCAGGAUGCCUACAUCCGGAUUGUACUUGAGAACAGUAGCCGAGAAGAUAAGCACGAAUGUCCCUUUGGCCGAAGUAGUAUAGAGCUGACCAAGAUGCUGUGUGAGAUCUUGAAAGUGGGCGAGCUGCCUAGUGAGACCUGCAACGACUUCCACCCGAUGUUCUUCACCCACGACAGAUCCUUUGAGGAGUUUUUCUGCAUCUGUAUCCAGCUCCUGAACAAGACAUGGAAGGAAAUGAGGGCAACUUCUGAAGACUUCAACAAGGUAAUGCAGGUGGUGAAGGAGCAGGUUAUGAGAGCUCUUACAACCAAGCCUAGCUCCCUGGACCAGUUCAAGAGCAAACUGCAGAACCUGAGCUACACUGAGAUCCUGAAAAUCCGCCAGUCUGAGAGGAUGAACCAGGAAGAUUUCCAGUCUCGCCCGAUUUUAGAACUAAAGGAGAAGAUUCAGCCAGAAAUCUUGGAGCUGAUCAAACAGCAACGCCUGAACCGCCUCGUGGAAGGGACCUGCUUUAGGAAACUCAACUGCCGGCGGAGGCAAGACAAGUUUUGGUAUUGUCGGCUUUCACCAAACCACAAGGUCCUGCAUUAUGGAGACUUGGAAGAAUGUCCUCAGGGAGAAGUGCCCCAUGACUCCUUGCAGGACAAACUGCCAGUGGCAGAUAUCAAAGCUGUGGUGACGGGAAAGGACUGCCCUCAUAUGAAAGAAAAAGGUGCCCUUAAACAAAACAAGGAGGUGCUUGAGCUUGCUUUCUCCAUCUUGUACGACUCAAACUGCCAGCUGAACUUCAUAGCUCCGGACAAGCAUGAGUACUGUAUCUGGACGGAUGGGCUGAAUGCACUGCUGGGGAAAGACAUGAUGAGUGACCUGACGCAGAAUGACUUGGACACCCUGCUCAGCAUGGAGAUCAAGCUCCGCCUCCUCGACCUGGAAAACAUUCAGAUCCCCGAUGCACCCCCACCCAUCCCCAAGGAGCCCAGCAACUAUGACUUCGUCUAUGACUGUAACUGAAGUGGCCGGGCCCAGAAGCACCCCCUUCAAAACUGGAAAAUCUAGCUAACAGGAGAGAAGAAUGAAAACACGCCCACGCCUUGGAAUCCUCUUGUGGUAAAGGGAAGCUGUGGGUCAACACUUUCUUUGGCCUCACCUCUAGCCCUGGCAUUUUUCUGCCCCUACCUGGCAUCUUGCUCACCACCCUGAUCCUGUUUCUGGACUCCAUCGCUUUAGGUCACUUCCCAUUGCUGCAGUCUACUGGUGGGAGAAGAGCAAGAUCCACUGCCAAUAAGAGAGCCAAAGGGCCCUUCCAUCCUAACCCCAGCAGGCACGUCCUUCCUUCAUGGGGUAUGAAAGCCAGCAGCACAAGACUGCCCCAAAACCUGCCCGCCAGACUGAGGGGAGUGCCCCAAGGCUUGUGUCUGGAAGAAACAGCCUCGCUACUUGAGAAGACCAAACACCACCUCCUCAUUCCCCUUCUCUCUAGAGUCGGCUUACACCACCAGUUCCAUGUGAAUUGAAAUCUGCUUUCAAAUCCCCUCCCUCUUUCAUCCCGGCCUUUGUCUUGCCCUGUUCUUCUCUGGGUUCCAAAAGCAGCAGCAGCAGCCUCAUCCUAGUUCUCGCCAGCACUCGGUCUCCCAGACACAGUCCACAGGUCCCGUGCCCACUUCGCAUCUGCAUCUGCACUGUGACCGUGGCCAACCUUCCUUUCUCGCCAGCUAGUCUUGGAUUUCCUCUCCUGGCCCCAGCCUAGACCUGCCUUCUUCAUUUCCACACACCCUCCUAGCCCCUUAGCUGAAAGCACAAAUGGUGAAAUCAGUUGUCAUGCUCCAUCUCUAACAUACUAAACCUAAAUGCCUCUAGGACCAGCAGUUGCUAUCUAAGGGUUUGGUGUUACAUUCUCCUGGGGGCUUCUGCUGCAAUACAGUUUCCACAGGAUGGUCAAGCUGUCAGACAUCCAAGUUUACAUCAGUGUAAUUAUUACAGGUGUUGACAAUUUGCAAGGGUUUGGGGUGGUUUUUUUUUUUUGCUUUGUUUUUGUAUAAAAGAGUCUAACAUUUUUUGCCAAACAGAUAUAUAUUUAAUGAAAAGAAGAGAUACAUAAAUGUGUGUACUUUCCAUUUUUUUUUUAAUUAUUUUAAUCCUAAACAUCUUCCUGAGAAUAACCUUCCCUUAAACAUGCUGUGGAAUAAAAUUAAUUGUGAUGAGUUGGGGAGCUGGUGUUUUGAUUUGGUAAAUUAAGUUCUUGCUGCUCAGUCAUCAGCAUCACCUGGGAGCUUGUUAGGACUGCAGCAUUUUCAGCUUUACCCCAGACCCACAGAAUCAGGUGGUUCGUGUGCACAUAAAGUUUGAAAAGCACUGGCCCAGGGGACUUGACCAUUGCUAGGUCAGUAUAGGCUCUAUGCAUCAAUAAAGAAUGUUGCUUCUAAGAAGACCAUUUCAACUCGCUGAGAAAAUCAGACACGCUGUGUAAAAAUAUGAUCUAUUCAUUUUGUACUAUUGCCUACUGACCAUGACUUUCUCUUUUAUUUUUUCUUCCUUACCAUUAUAUGAUUUAUGGAACUAGCCAAAUUAAACACAUCACACUUUGAGGGAGCACAUUUAGCAAAGAAAAAGAAUGCAAACCUGUAGACUGGAAAUAAGUUAAGCCAGACCAAAUAAAUUUAACUAUGAAUUAAUAAAAUAUGGGUCAGAGCCCAGCAAAGGAUUUUUCUAAGGGCAGUUCCACUGGUGGCAUGUCUGGAUCACAAAUUCCGAGAUCUGGAGGGGAUGUCAGAAAGGUCGAGCACGCAGAAUUAAGCAUGGUGCAGCAUAAGCCACUCUGGACUCGCAGCAGCAGCGUUAGAUGCCUUCAGGUCACUGCUCUUCACCAUCAUCAAGAUGUGCAAUUACAGAUUGACCUGAGUUGGAGUGACAUGGUCCACAGCCCUCCAUAAAUUGCAGGAAAAAAAAUCCUUUAUAAUCCAUAGUAAUUCAUGGGCAAUUAUGCUUCUGGUCAGAGCGCUCACACCUGAGUGUCAAUUUGACACUUCCUUUAUCAUUAAGCUUCGAUGAUGUUAACACAUAUGUCCUUCAUGGCGGGAACAUUUAUUGAUCUACCUAUCAUCAUGAUAACAUGGUAGAUGUUAGGUAAAAGAAAGCUGACAGAGUGGUACCAUUUUUUACUUAGGAGUUACCAGACUCCAUCCAUGAAAAGGAGAAUGCUCUGGACCAAGAUAUCUGAGGUCCUGGGACCUCUGAGUGUAAGAAAUCGAUCUGUUCUAUGAUCUUUGCUGGGAAGAACCAGCCCCUCUCCUAGCCCUUCUGUCUUGGUGCAUUAAAUGAAUAGUAACCUUUUAAGGGCUGUAAAAAGAGCAUUCUCCUACCUCUCCUUAGACCCUCCUCCCUCCGACUGGUGAGAUCCUGAGAGUGCGACAUCAUUGCUUCAUUUGUGGCACUGUGGUGCAGGGUUACGGUCCAUAUUUGGCUGCCUCAUCUUCUCUCCCUAGGCUGUCAAGGCCUCUUUCCCAGACAGCGAGCCUUCCACCUCCAGCAUAGCUCACGUUGCCGCAGGUUUCUAAGCCUGGAAAAAUCGGCCAAAUCCAAGGGAGCAGUGAAUUAGGAAUCCCGAUUUUGUUAUUAGGUCUAAGCUGCAUUCUCCAAUUCCACUUUACCUGAAAUAAAACUGGUCACUGAAUUUGAA
Molecule: messenger RNA, 5438 nt
Organism: Ceratotherium simum simum (southern white rhinoceros)
Lineage: Eukaryota; Metazoa; Chordata; Mammalia; Perissodactyla; Rhinocerotidae
Gene: ELMO1
Product: engulfment and cell motility 1
Biological process (GO): actin filament organization; cell motility
Cellular component (GO): plasma membrane; guanyl-nucleotide exchange factor complex
Source: RefSeq, a predicted model, not a curated record